Helobdella robusta is the source of this 1596-nucleotide messenger RNA. RefSeq lists its product as hypothetical. The transcript is spliced from 14 exons. Gene Ontology annotation, biological process: proteolysis. Gene Ontology annotation, molecular function: dipeptidyl-peptidase activity. The record is from RefSeq and is a predicted model, not a curated record. The coding region runs from base 1 to 1596 and encodes 531 amino acids. Lineage: Eukaryota; Metazoa; Annelida; Clitellata; Rhynchobdellida; Glossiphoniidae.
AUGACUGAAGGUCUUUAUGUUGUACAAAUUCCAAUUAAAGCAUGGAACGUAGGAAAGAAAAACACUGAAGUGUCCAACACAACAUUGCAGUUCAUUCAUUCAGAUGCUUGUUAUGACAAUAGUCCAUCAAAGGACAGCAUCAACCCUGUAACCUGUCCAUUCCCUCACACCGUCAAAGAAGCAGUGGCCAUCGCAGCUGGAAAGAAGGAAAAUGGUGGUGACGAUGACGACGGCAAGACGAUUCGAUCGAACAUGCUUUGCUACUUGUAUUGGCUGCUGGUUGUUCUCAUUCUCGGCUUGAUAUCAUUCACCGUGUGGUUGAGCAUUCAGCUGGCUAGGAGGCACAGCGAGAUCAAUGGUUGGUUUGUGCUGGGGGGCGAGCACAGAAAAACUUUUGAAUUCGAAGACAUUUUUAAUACAACAUUCCAUCCAAAGACUUUUCACGUUACUUGGAGGACGCUUAUGUUUAUCGAUCAAAAACUGGUUGUCUUCACAUGUUCAACGUCACGAAAAAUGCCAGCGAGAAAAUCUUGGAUAGCUCGAUAUUUGUUCGUAUUGAUUGAUUCUCUUGCUAACGUUUCUCUUGUAUUAUCAUUAUCGAUGUUUUUUCAGCAGGAAAAAUACAAGAGCAGUCAGUACAUGCUGAGCGGAGAUUUGAAAUACGUGGUACUUCAGUACGACAACAUAAAGCUACGCACGCUACACUUCGGCGAGGACAAGCAGCCAGGCCACGACGACAUCGUCAACAAACAUCUUCAAGCUGUUGUCAUGGCUCCUACGUCUUCCGCUGCGGCGUUUGUUUACAAGAACAAUCUUUUCAUCCAAGCCUCACCUGCGCCGAGAAACCCGGCCAGACAACUGACCUUCAGUGGCUCCGAUGGUCAAGUGUACAAUGGCGUCAAUGACUGGACAUAUGAAAACAUGCUGAAACGAUCGUCAUCAAUUUGGUGGUCACCUGAUUCCAAAUACUUCUGCUACCUCAGCAUCAACGACAGCAACGUCACCAACUUUAAAUUCAUUCUUCGUAAGGAGGGGGCAGAGGCUGACGUCAUCAGCAUUCCUCACCCCAGGGUGAUUCCCUAUGGCAACAUACCUGAAGUAACGGUGAGACUGGUGGACACGGAGAAGUUGAAGGACGAGCAACAUCAGACAGUUCUUCGGGCCCCUCAGGAGUUCAGGAACAUUCAAUGCUUAAAAACCUCAAUAAUCUACAAACAUUCGGAAACCAGAGAUCACUACGUGGUGAAUGUUGUCUGGAAGGACUCGACACACGUCGCCGUUGUCUGGCACACUCGUCCACACAACCAAUCCAUCACCACACUUUACGACGUCGUCAAUGAAGCUACUUCAAAUUCUGGACACCCAAUAACGUUCUUGAAGUCCUCAACAAGUUACCUGACAAUCUUUCCAAAACUAGAAAGUGAUGAAACACUCUGGAAUCAUUUGGCACUCAUAGAACAACAAGACAUGCAAGACAGCAAGGUGACCUACCUGACAGCAGGCCAUCAAGAUGUGCGAGAUAUCGUGGGAUUUGAUGCAGAUGCCUUUGAAGUGUACGCCGAGAGAUUUGUACUUUUGAGAGAUUUGUACUUUUGA